Molecule: messenger RNA, 1812 nt
Organism: Drosophila guanche
Lineage: Eukaryota; Metazoa; Arthropoda; Insecta; Diptera; Drosophilidae
Product: extensin-3
Exons: 3
Coding region: 86-1660 (524 amino acids)
Source: RefSeq, a predicted model, not a curated record
CGCUGAACUAUAAAUAAUUGCCGAUGCGCGGUGCUACGCCACAGUCACAUUUCUGCACUCGUGUGGAUUUGAUUCUGAGCAAAAAAUGAAACUUCUCAUCGCUCUCGCCCUGGUGGCCGUUGCCAGUGCAGAUGUCUCCCAUCUGUUCUCGCACAGCAACAAUCUGCAGGAGGAUGGCUACGUCUACGAUCCACCAUCGAAUCCAAUUGUGAUCGAUGUGCCAUACGUGCCCAAGGAGUCGGCACCACCAACCGUCAUCUAUCAGGCGCCCAAGCCCACGCCUCCCCGCCCCGUGUACACCUCUCCCCCAGCAAAGGUCUACACCACAGCUGCCCCAGCCAAGGUGUACACUCCAGCUGUUCCCGCUGGUGACCUGAAGGAGGAUGGCUACCAUUAUGGCGAGCCAUCGAUCAAGUUCGAAACCUACGAGAAGCCCGUGGAGACUGCACCUGCACCAGUGUACGUCAAGCCCGUGGCACCCAAGGUCGAGUACCUGCCCCCAGCACCCGUGAAGAAGGUUGUGUACACUCCUCCUCCACCACCACCAGCGCCGGUUAAGAAGGUCGUUUACACUCCUCCUCCACCACCACCAGCACCCGUGAAGAAGGUUGUGUACACUCCACCACCACCACCGGUGUACGUGAAGCCCGCAGCACCCAAGGUCGAGUACCUGCCCCCUGCACCAGUGAAGAAGGUGGUCUACACUCCUCCUCCACCACCACCGGCACCUGUCAAGAAGGUUGUCUACACUCCUCCCCCAGCACCGGUUAAGAAGGUUGUGUACACUCCUCCUCCAGCACCAGCACCAGCUCCAGCUGGCAUCCUGAAGGAAGACGGCUACCACUACGGAAAGCCUUCGGUCACGUUCGAGAGCUACGAGAAGCCCGCUCCAGCUGUUGUUGUCAAGAAAGUUGUGACUCCCGCACCAGUCUACGUGAAGCCCGAGGCUCCAGUCUACGUGAAGCCCGAGGCUCCAGUCUAUGUUAAGCCCGAGGCUCCAGUCUAUGUUAAGCCUGUUGCACCAAAGGUUGAAUAUCUGCCUCCUGCACCCGUGAAGAAGGUCGUGUACACUCCUCCCCCACCACCACCAGCACCCGUGAAGAAGGUUGUGUACACUCCACCACCACCACCGAAGGUGGUCUACACUCCUCCUCCACCACCACCGGCACCUGUCAAGAAGGUUGUCUACACUCCUCCCCCAGCACCGGUUAAGAAGGUUGUGUACACUCCUCCCCCACCACCACCAGCACCCGUGAAGAAGGUUGUGUACACUCCACCACCACCACCGGUGUACGUGAAGCCCGCAGCACCAAAGGUUGAAUAUCUUCCCCCUGCACCCGUGAAGAAGGUCGUGUACACUCCUCCCCCACCACCACCGGCACCCGUGAAGAAGGUCGUGUACACUCCUCCUCCACCACCGGUGUACGUGAAGCCUGCUGCACCAAAGGUUGAAUAUCUGCCCCCUGCACCCGUGGAGAAGGUCGUGUACACUCCUCCUCCACCACCAGCGCCGGUUAAGAAGGUCGCUUACACUCCCCCACCACCACCAGCACCCGUGAAGAAGGUCGUGUACACUCCACCCCCACCAGUGUAUGUUCAGCCUGAGGGUCCCAAGGGCUACAGCUACCCCAACGAUCCGCAGCCAUCGUUCGACUAUUAGGCUAUUGUAGGCUUCUUGUAAAUAUAAAGAAUCUUCAUUAAGUAUUAGACAUAUUUUUGAACGAAUGGUGAAUGCAGUGGUUUGGGCUUUCGCACGAAAGACGAAUCCACUUGGAAUAACUGUAAAAAUAAACUAAAAGCAAUCGAAUGGAA